Perognathus longimembris pacificus (Pacific pocket mouse) is the source of this 2625-nucleotide messenger RNA. It is a transcript of the gene Znf182, whose product is annotated as zinc finger protein 182. Bases 531 to 2480 code for a protein of 649 amino acids. Lineage: Eukaryota; Metazoa; Chordata; Mammalia; Rodentia; Heteromyidae. Gene Ontology annotation, biological process: negative regulation of transcription by RNA polymerase II. Gene Ontology annotation, molecular function: DNA-binding transcription repressor activity, RNA polymerase II-specific. The transcript has 6 exons. The record is from RefSeq and is a predicted model, not a curated record.
CGGAGAAUACUCCCGAAGUGGAAGUACUUCUCAGGGCCCGUUCGUGGAUCGGUCUCGGAAGCGAGCAGAAAAGUCUGUUAUGGAGAGAGUGAGGAGAUGGAGGGGAAAAGACUGCGGGUUGUGGGCUGAGUUGCAGACGAGCCCGGGGGGUGGGGAGGAGGAGAUGAGAGAUGAGUGAAGGGAGGUUUGUGAGGGUCAUUGAUGUUGAGGGACUCGUGGGUAGAGCGACUGGAAAGGUCAGUGAAUGAGUCUGAGGGCAAAUCAAGUUAGGAUGGAGGAGCACUCAUGGGUCUUGGACACAUUUUUUUCCAGUACAGUGACGUGCGGUCUUGCAGGCCCCUCUCUCGACGCCCCCUCCCGCCUGUCUCUCCCUCUGCCAUCUCCCUUCUUCAAAAGGUGGGGGCCUGGGUGCGAAUGCUCCAGUGCGAGUGAAUCUGCACCCGAAGGUCUCUAUUUCGACACCCAGGAGAGCCGAUCCCGGUGAGCUCAGCUUUCACAGUUCUGCCUUUUUGUGCCAAGAAUAGGAGGAAAUGGCCAAAGCCCAGCUCAAAAUUGGCAGCAGAAAAUUCUCACAAGGGACCACACCAAAUCACCAGGCAAUAGGGCCUGCUGCGAUUCCAAAGAAAGAAACUGGAUGUCAGGAACUAAUGACAUUUGAGGAUUUGGCUGUGGGUUUCACCCAAGAGGAAUGGCAGUACCUGAGCCCUUCACAGAAGACCCUGUAUAGAGAUGUGAUGCUUGAAACCUAUAGCAACUUUAUCUUUGUGGGGCAGCAGCUUACAAAACCAGACCUCAUCCUCAAGCUGGAGGUAGAAGAACUGGGCCCAGCAUAUGGAAAAAUUUGGAACUUUCCAGAAGUCAUUGAUAAAGAGGCUGAGAAGCAGCAUCAGGUUGGCACAAAUAAUUGCCAGUCAAUCCAAGGUGGAUUCCCUGACAAGGGAAUAAUUAUAAUCAAACGUGUCCAUGAUGGUGAUGAAUUUGGAAACAGACUUCAUCUGAACCCAAGCCUUACUCUUCUAAUACAAAGACCUCAUGAACUUGAAUCAUUUGGAAAUACUGUGGUAAAUAAUUUAGACUCACUAAUUACCAGCUCUGGAGAAAAGAAACAUGAUAAUAGAUGUAAAAUUUUAUUCUUUCCUCCUGGGUAUGAAAAAACAAAUUUUGUACUGGAAUCCUAUGUAUAUAAAGAAUGCGAAAAAGGCUUUAGGUAUAAGAAAGGUCUUAGCCUUCACCAGAGAAUUAAAAAUGGAGAGAAGCCUUUUCAAUGUACUGCAUGUCAGAAAACCUUCAACAAGAAAUCACACCUUAUUGUACAUUGGAGAACUCAUACGGGAGAAAAACCUUUUGAAUGUACCGAAUGUGGAAAAGCCUUUAGCCAAAAAUCUCAGCUCAUUAUACACCUCAGAACUCACACAGGAGAAAGACCUUUUGAGUGUCCUGAAUGUGGUAAAGCUUUCCGAGAGAAGUCAACUGUUAUUAUUCAUUACAGGAUUCAUUCUGGAGAAAAACCUUUUGAAUGUAAUGAGUGUGGAAAAGCCUUUACUCAAAAAUCAAACCUCCUCGUUCAUCAGAAAACACACACAGGAGAGAAAAUGUAUAUGUGCACUAAAUGUGGAGAAUCUUUCAUCCAGAAACUUGAUCUAAUUAUACACCAUAGUAUUCACACAGGUAAGAAGCCCAAUGAAUGUAGUGACUGCAAGAAAACUUUCAGUGACAAGUCAACCCUCAUUAUACAUCAGAGAACACACACAGGAGAGAAGCCUCACAAAUGUACCAAUUGUGGGAAAUCUUUCAAUGAGAAAUCAACUCUCAUUGUGCAUCAGAGGACUCAUACUGGAGAGAAACCCUAUAAAUGUGAUGUGUGUGGAAAAACCUUUACUCAGAAGUCAAACCUGGGUGUGCAUCAGAGAACUCAUUCAGGAGAAAAACCCUUUGAAUGUAAUGAAUGUGAGAAAGCUUUCUCUCAGAAAUCCUAUCUCAUGCUACAUCAAAGAGGCCACACAGGAGAGAAGCCAUAUGAGUGUAGUGAAUGUGAAAAGGCCUUUUCCCAGAAGUCCUAUCUCAUCAUACAUCAGAAAACACACACUGAAGAAAAACCAUAUCAAUGUAUUGAGUGUGGCAAGGCCUUUCGAGAAAAGUCGAAGCUCAUUAUCCAUCAGAGAAUUCACACGGGAGAGAAACCCUAUGAAUGUCCUGUGUGCUGGAAAGCUUUCAGUCAGAAUUCACAGCUCAUAAUCCAUCAGAGAACACACACCGGAGAGAAACCCUAUGUGUGUUCAGAGUGUGGCAAAGCCUUCAGGGAAAAAUCUACAUUUACUGUACAUCAGAGAACUCACACUGGAGAGAAGCCGUAUAAAUGUACAGUAUGUGGGAAAGCUUUUACCCAAAAAUCCAACCUAAUUAUACAUCAGAGAACACAUUCAAGAUCGAAGGCCCACAGAAGAGCCCCCAACUGCAAGGCAAAGCUUACCACACAUUAGGGAAGAAAACAAGUGUGUUAUGUCAGUUAAAUGUAUUAAAAGUACAUUAUAGCUGGGCACCAGUGGCUCACACCUAUUAUCUUAGCUACUCAAGAAGCUGAGAUCUGAGGAUUGUAAAGCCAGCCUGAUCAGGAAGGUCUAUGAG